Messenger RNA from Felis catus (domestic cat), 3989 nucleotides. It is a transcript of the gene HPSE2, whose product is annotated as heparanase 2 (inactive). Gene Ontology annotation, molecular function: hydrolase activity, acting on glycosyl bonds. Bases 1539 to 3317 code for a protein of 592 amino acids. Gene Ontology annotation, cellular component: extracellular matrix; membrane. Lineage: Eukaryota; Metazoa; Chordata; Mammalia; Carnivora; Felidae. The record is from RefSeq and is a predicted model, not a curated record. The transcript is spliced from 12 exons.
UGUCUGGGGGGAAAGAAGGGGAGACAGGUUGCUAUUUCAGUUUUUGUGGUCUCUGAGACUGCCAUUUGCACAUCCACAUUUGGGGAAUCUGCAUUUUAGAAUUUUGCCUGUUUGAUGUCUGGAGGCCCUUGGGAUGCUAAUGCAUACCCAUUGUGGGUAGAAUAGUGAUCUUCAUCUACCAAGUAGAAGGCUCAUUUUUUUUUGUUUCAGAAAGAAGUUGAAAGUGGGGCCCAACCAUGUCACUACAGCCAACUGGGCCUUUUCACCCUGUGCUUGGGUAUGGGACCCAUGGCUCUGCCUGAGAGGUGUGGGUCAGGGUCUGUGAGCUAGGGCCGGUGGUGUACCAUGAGGCUCCUGGCUGUUCUGGAGCAUCCAGGGACUAUGUCUGGUGGGACACUGACUGUGACUCCUGGCCGAGUUUGAAAACCCUGCUGUGUUACUCUGUUCCUUUCCCUCACCAUAAAGGCGCACUUCCGUGCAGGAGGGAUGCCCGUGGUCGAGGGACUGGAGGGACUGGAAGGGCAAGUCUAAAUGGGCUUGUGCAGCGGAGUGGCCAAGCCUUGGCUCAGAUGGGCGAAGCCCCGCCCAUAAUAUCCAAGCACCGACCAAGUGGCUUUGACUUGAACUAAGUCAGCGUAUAUUGAAGUCCCCAAGACACUUUCUCCUUGUCUGCAGUCAGAACGGAGCCAUGCGCAGCCUGGGCCCUUUGCCCCUACCGGCGGAUAAGCCCUUUGACCUGGUCAUUCUUUGUAUUCCUUCUGGCCACUGUUUUUCCUAACGAGGUCAGAGGAUGCUUCUGUGUGGCUGCCCAGCACGUCGCAGAGGUCCAUACUUGUGUCUAUGAAGUGCACUCUGUGCUCUGGCAGGAAUCACCAUCGCUACCGCAGGACCCCCUUUGCAACUUAAUCACUCUAGCUGUGGCUGCCUCAACCAAAAGGAAAGGGCCCAGCGCGGAUGAAAUGCUGUCCGGAGAAACAGGCGCACGGCGAGUGCGCAAUCUUUACUCCAGCGCGCCCAGGGCUGGCGCUGGGGCUUUCCUGUCGGGGUGGAAGCUAGAACCGCCCUCCCCAGAGCCUCCCUGGGAGGGAAGUAAAACCAAGACGUCCCGCCCCGUACCCAAAACGUUACAACCACACAGUUUCGAUCCAUCUCUCCGCUUCCUGACCCUAGAGGGUUAAAUCAGGAGGGUACAACGCCACCCCUUCCUCCUACUUCCCGCCUCCCCCCUCCACCCCCUUACCUUUAAAAAGUUAAAAAAUGUCUGCAGUUGAAAUCUCUUAAAGGGGCGGUGCUGGUGAACGAGUACUCUUGGCACGAGUCGCUGAGAAGGCUGGCUAGGGGCGUGAGUUCGCUCCACCAGCACCAAAACACUGAAAAAAAAAGAGAGAGAGAGAGAAAGAGAGCAAGAGAGGGGGGAAAAAAAGGAAAGGAAAAAAAAAACGGGGGGGGGGGGAGGCAGACAGACACACACUUUAGAUAAGGACAAUUAGUCACCAGUGAGACCCUGUAGGAAGAGAGGUUUAAAUCAGAGGGAUUUAAUGAGGGUGCUCUGUGCCUUCCCUGAAGCCAUGCCCUCUAGCAACUCCCGCCCCCCCUCGUGCCUAGCCCCGGUGGCUCUCUUCUUGGCUCUGUUGCUCCAUCUCUCCCUUUCCUCCCAAGCUGGAGACAGGAGACCCUUGCCUGUAGACAGAGCUCCAGGUUUGAAGGAAAAGACCCUGAUUCUACUUGAUGUGAGCACCAAGAACCCAGUCAGGACAGUCAAUGAGAACUUCCUCUCUCUGCAGCUGGAUCCGUCCAUCAUUCAUGAUGGCUGGCUCGAUUUCUUAAGCUCCAAGCGUCUGGUGACCCUGGCUCGGGGACUUUCGCCCGCCUUCCUGCGCUUCGGGGGCAAAAGGACCGACUUCCUGCAGUUCCAGAACCUGAGGAACCCGGCGAAAAGCCGCGGGGGCCCCGGCCCGGAUUACUAUCUCAAAAACUAUGAGGAUGACAUUGUUCGAAGUGAUGUUGCCUUGGAUAAACAGAAAGGCUGCAAGAUUGCUCAGCACCCUGAUGUUAUGCUGGAGCUCCAGCGGGAGAAGGCAGCUCAAAUGCAUCUUGUUCUUCUAAAGGAGCAAUUCUCUAAUACUUACAGUAAUCUCAUAUUAACAGCCAGGUCUCUAGACAAACUUUAUAACUUUGCUGAUUGUUCUGGACUCCACCUGAUAUUUGCUCUAAAUGCACUGCGUCGUAAUCCAAAUAACUCCUGGAACAGUUCUAGUGCCCUGAGUCUGUUGAAGUACAGUGCCAGCAAAAAGUACAACAUAUCUUGGGAACUGGGUAAUGAGCCAAAUAACUAUCGAACCAUGCAUGGCCGGGCAGUAAAUGGCAGCCAGUUGGGAAAGGAUUACAUCCAGCUGAAGAGCCUGUUGCAGCCCAUCCGGAUUUACUCCAGAGCCAGUUUGUAUGGCCCUAAUAUUGGGCGGCCCAGGAAGAACGUCAUCGCCCUCCUAGAUGGAUUCAUGAAGGUGGCAGGAAGCACAGUGGAUGCAGUUACCUGGCAACAUUGCUACAUUGAUGGCCGGGUGGUCAAGGUGAUGGACUUCCUGAAAACUCGCCUGUUAGACACACUCUCUGACCAGAUUAGGAAAAUUCAGAAAGUGGUUAAUACAUACACCCCAGGAAAGAAGAUUUGGCUUGAAGGUGUGGUGACCACCUCAGCUGGAGGCACAAACAAUCUAUCAGAUUCCUAUGCUGCAGGAUUCUUAUGGUUGAACACUUUAGGAAUGCUGGCCAAUCAGGGCAUUGAUGUUGUGAUACGACACUCAUUUUUUGACCAUGGAUACAAUCACCUUGUGGACCAGAAUUUCAACCCAUUACCAGACUACUGGCUCUCUCUCCUUUACAAGCGCCUGAUUGGCCCCAAAGUCUUGGCUGUGCAUGUGGCUGGGCUCCAACGGAAGCCACGGCCAGGCCGAGUGAUCCGGGACAAACUAAGGAUUUAUGCUCACUGCACAAACCACCACAACCACAACUAUGUCCGAGGGUCCAUUACACUUUUUAUCAUCAACCUGCACCGAUCAAGAAAGAAAAUCAAACUGGCCGGGACCCUCAGGGACAAGCUCGUGCACCAGUAUCUACUGCAGCCCUAUGGACAGGAGGGCCUGAAGUCCAAGUCAGUGCAGCUGAAUGGCCAGCCCUUAGUGAUGGUGGAUGAUGGGACCCUCCCAGAACUGAAGCCCCGCCCCCUGCGGGCCGGCCGGACAUUGGUCAUCCCUCCAGUUACCAUGGGCUUUUAUGUGGUCAAGAAUGUCAACGCUUUGGCCUGCCGCUACCGAUAAACCACCCUCACAGUCACAAGCUACCAGCAGGCCUGCUGAACUGCUUUCCACUCUCCUGCCCUAACAGUGUCCUUAUUUUUCAGACAUCUUCUUAGCAACAAAACAGUCUCUGCUGCCCAAUCCUGCUGGAAUCAGCACAGACUUGCUCUGCAAAGAGACAAAUGCCGUAGCAUGAGCUUAGCCUAGGUAGGCCACAUCCGCCCCGAAGGAAAAUGUAGACUUCACCCGUACCUAUGUAAGGAUGAAGGUAUGUGUGUAGACCUGUAUGUAUCCAUGUACACGUACCAUGAAAACAAGCUGACGGCACGCUCCCAGGACCAAGGAAACAACUCUCCGUGAUCCUGGUCACAUAGCAAUAGAACUAUGGCUCUGAGCCUGUGAUGGCUGCCCUCCGCAGAAGAUGAGGAAAGAAAUAACCAGGUGGGCCUGAAAGAGCCCAGCCCUCUCCCAACUCCUUUCCUUGGCCUGUUCCCUUCUGUUGCCCUGGGUUUCCUACCACCUCUCUUCCCACAGGGGAACAAGUGGGUGGGUCAGCGCCGGCCUGCUGGGCGAGCUGUUUAUGUCGUUUCCUGGCUGAUGUAUGAGUGUGCGCAUCUGGGCUUCUGACAGUGGCAUCCAUCACUCGCUAUUCCUCUGGGAAACGGGUGCUUCCAAAGUAAAAUUGCAAUCAUA